AUGUCAUUUGAAGAAAGAUCAACACAACCAAAGAAAUAUGUCGGGUUUGAUACCAUCACAACUCAAAUAGAGAAUAGAUUACUAAAAAGAGGAUUUCAAUUUAAUAUAAUGGUAGUUGGAAGAUCAGGCUUAGGAAAAUCAACAUUAAUUAAUACAUUAUUUUCAUCGAAAUUAACUCAAAGUAAUGGUAGAAAAUCACCAUAUGAACCAAUUGAAAAAACUACAGAAAUCAAAGUUACACAACAUACAUUAUUAGAAAAUAAUGUAAGAUUAAAUAUUAAUGUUAUUGAUACACCAGGAUUUGGAGAUCAAAUAAAUAAUGAAAAAUGUUGGGAACCAUUAGUAAAAUAUGUAAAAGAACAACAUUCACAAUAUUUAAGAAAAGAAUUAACUGCUCAAAGAGAUAAAUAUUUGUUAGAUACUAGAGUUCAUUGUAUUUUAUAUUUCAUUCCACCAAAUGGUCAAAAAUUAAAACAAUUAGAUGUACAAGCUUUAAAGAAAUUAAGUGAAAUAGCAAAUGUAGUUCCAAUUAUUGCAAAAUCAGAUUCAUUAACAUUAGAAGAAAGAGAUGAAUUUAAGAAAUUAUUACAACUGGAAUUUAUGAAAUAUAAUUUUAAUAUAUAUCCAUAUGAUUCAGAAGAUUUAUAUGAUGAAGAAAGACAAUUAAAUGAAGAUAUAAAAUCAUUAAUACCAUUUGCAGUAGUUGGAUCAGAAAAUGAAGCAGAAAUUAAUGGUAAAAAUGGUAAUGAAAUAAUAAGAUGUAGACAAACAAAAUGGGGAGUUAUUAAUAUUGAAGAUGUUAGUCAAUGUGAAUUUACAUUUUUAAGAGAUUUUUUAACAAGAACUCAUUUACAAGAUUUAAUUGAAACUACAAAUUUAACUCAUUAUGAAACUUUUAGAUCAAAACAAUUGAUUGCUUUAAAAGAAAAUGCUAGUAAUCCAAACAGGCAAUCACAAAUCAAUCAACAAGCUGUACAUUGA
This is a messenger RNA of Lodderomyces pseudojiufengensis, 981 nucleotides long. RefSeq names its product septin (gene CDC10). Lineage: Eukaryota; Fungi; Ascomycota; Pichiomycetes; Serinales; Debaryomycetaceae. Gene Ontology annotation, biological process: cytoskeleton-dependent cytokinesis. The record is from RefSeq and is a predicted model, not a curated record. Gene Ontology annotation, cellular component: cell division site; septin complex; microtubule cytoskeleton. The transcript has a single exon. Gene Ontology annotation, molecular function: GTP binding; GTPase activity; molecular adaptor activity. Bases 1 to 981 code for a protein of 326 amino acids.